AUGCCGUCCGCCACUGCAUCUGGAGCCGACACUGGGGGCUCUGCGAAAUCUCGCGAGCAUAACCAAGGGAACCAGGACCGCAAAUACACCCCGGACCAGAAGGCCGCCGUGCUCAGAAUCCGCAAAUGCUCGACGACGGCGUUCUACGAAAUCUUGUCGUUGGAGAAGACCGCCUCGGAUGGCGAGAUUAAGAAGGCGUAUCGGAAACUCAGUCUGUUGACACAUCCGGACAAAAAUGGUUAUGAUGGGGCAGAUGAGGCAUUCAAGUUGGUAUCGCGGGCUUUCCAGGUUCUUUCGGACCCCGAUAAAAAGUCGAAAUACGAUAAGUUCGGAGGAGACCCCGAUAGCAGAUUCACGCCCAGCGCGGGUCCCUCGGGAGGCUCGCCUUUCGGUGGCUUCGGCGGCGGCGGCUUCCCGCGGUCUGGAGGUGGCCCUGGCUUCGAGGAGGAAAUAUCGCCGGAGGAGCUGUUCAAUCGGUUCUUCAACGGGGGUUUUGGGGGUGGGUUCAGUCCGUUCGGGGGCCCGCAGUUUGUCUUCAACAUGGGAGGAGGCCCUGGUUUCCGAGUUCAUCAGUUUGGAGGCGCCCGGCCGCGGAGACGACCUCGUGAAGCCAAUGCGCAGUCUGAACCAGCUCCGUCGGGCUGGGCGGCGUUCCAGCAACUCUUGCCUCUCAUCCUUCUCUUCGUCCUUCCUCUGCUUUCCUCGCUUUUCUCUGGCUCCUCUUCUCCCUCCGGCCCUACGUAUAGAUUCGAUACUGCGGUGCCUCCGCAUACGAUGCAACGAACUACACCCAAACUGAACCUCAACUACUUUGUCAACCCUGGCGAUGUGGAAGACUACAGCGCCCGGAAAUUCCGCCAGUUAGACCAACGAGUGGAGGUGGACUACGUCUCCAAGCUUCGAUACGAAUGCGAGAGCGAAGUACACGCCCGGGAACGAAUGAUCCAGGAAGCGCAGGGCUGGUUCUUCCCCGACGUAGAAAAGAUGAAGGAGGCGAGAGCCAUGGAGCUGAAGAGUUGUCGGCGGUUAGACAACCUGAAAGGAAGCCCCGCUAAAGUGCAAGUGCCAUCACAAUCCUCGUCGGAGAUGUCUGACGGUCUCUCUGAGGCGGACAAGAUCCGUAACAAGCGUCUCGCAAAGUUGGGGAACCCGUCUCCACCAUCACCAGUCGAAGGCGCUGCAGACUCGGCAUCCAGCCAACCACCCACGCCUUCACAGACUGUUCCAUCUCGGGAAGCUUCAAGAACGCGGUCCAAUGUCGGAAGUGCCGCCAGUUCCCCGGCGCCAUCGCCUCGCCCGGAUUCACAACAGUCAGAAGGGAAACGGAUAAAAAUCACACCGGCCUCCACAACUGCCGCCGCCGAACGAUCACGACCUGCCACGCCAGUGGCUCCCAAGGCGGAAGAGACCAUCGAGACCUUCGAGGACCGUACCCUAAGUGCGAUCUUCAAGUUGACUCUGAACGAGGAUCGACAGCGGGAUAUCCAUGGACAGAGGCUGAACUUUUUGCCGGGACUGCGGAGCGAGCUGCAGGAUGAAGGUCGGGAGCUUCGCAUCGACACAUCGGUUCUGGACCAAGCUCUUCUAGAGGCUGCGUCAAACUCUCAGCAGAAACCGUUGAACUAUCUGCUUCCGUGCUGGAAGAGGAUAUCCAAGCUUCACAAAGGGUUCCGCCGCGCUCGGGAUGACGACCCGAAGUUCUUGGUGCUUUGCGAGGCUCGCCGGCUCUGUUUGAGCUACUGCAUGUUUGCGAUCACGAUGCCGGAAAUGUUUGGGAUCGACCCGUCGGGACGGUCGACGUUAAAACCUUAUCUACUCUUGGAUCCCGAGGAUGAGAAGGGCGUGGACUUCGAGUUCAUCAGCGAGGCUGUGAAGAGAUUUGAUGAGGACGAAAAUAUCAAGCCGGCGUUUAUAGCCGCUGUCGAGGAAAUGAGCCGAGAGCUGUCCGCCCUGAACAUCAAUGAUGACUAUAAGCCCUACGUGACAGCUCUGCGCAACCUGGUGCGUCACGCCGUCAUUGGAGCUGCCAUCACGGAAUCCUCUAUCUUCAACGCGUCUCGCGAUCCUGCCCUGUUUGAGAAGGAAACAUUGAUCGGGCCAUGGUUCCGCCUAUCGCCUCUGCAGGGCGAUGUGACUAUGCAGUAUUUCUCAAGCCCCAAGACGAGAGACCAGGCCUAUAUUCUCAAUGCGCAACGGUCUCUCCGGAUGAUGCAGCAGAUCCUUAGCUCAGAUCUUCUAGACAUUAUCAACCACAUGAUCCGGGCGUCGAAGGAUGCCAGAGAUAGAAUUUUGGACUGGUUCGCUGCGGCGUUGAACAUCAACCACAAGCGACGGGCUAUGCAGGUAGACCCUAAUUCAGUGUCGUCAGAUGGAUUCAUGUUCAACCUGACGACGUGCUUGGAUCAGCUAUGUGAGCCUUUCAUGGACGCGAGCUUCACCAAGAUUGACCGCAUUGAUGCAAACUACUUGCACCGAAACCCUCGGGUUGACUUGAGGGACGAAACCAAGAUCAAUGCCGACCAGCACGCUUCGGAUGCGUUCUAUUCCAAACCGGCCGAGGGCACCUCAAACUUUAUCACCGAGAUCUUCUUCUUGACCGUUGCCGCUCAUCACUAUGGCAGUGAAUCUUUGACAUCGAAAUUGGAUCAAUUGGAGAAAGACCUUCGCCACAUGGAAUCUACUAUCACUAAGUUUGAGGCAGAACGGCACAAAUGGAUCAACAACCCGAUGCAGCUCCGGGUAUUCGAAAAUGCUUUGAAGAAAUACAAGGACAAGUUGGACCUCGGCCUUGCCUUGAAGUACAGUCUCCAGGGUGUCUUGUUCGACGACCAGUGGCAGGCCCGCUCUAUGUUGUUCAUGCGCUACGUGAUUGUUUGGCUGCUCCGUCUUGUCUCAGGCAGGAACUUUCCCAAGGAAGAGAUCAAACUGCCUCUCCCCGAGCAGCAACCAGAAGUCUUCAAGUGUUUGCCGGAGUACUUUGUCGAGGACGUUGUCAGCAACUUCAAGUUUAUCAUGUGGUGCAUGCCUCAGAUCAUCACCGCUACCCAGGGAGAUGAGCUUGUUAUGCUUUGCAUUACCUUCUUGGAAAGUUCUGGUUACAUUAAAAACCCCUACCUCAAAGCAGGCCUCGUUUCGAUUCUUUUCCGAGGCACGUGGCCGCGCCCUGGUGGCGCCCGUGGUGUCUUGGUGGACCUCCUUAACUCCAUGCCGUUUGCCAAUGAUCAUCUGCUUCACUGUCUGAUGAAGUUCUACAUCGAGGCCGAGCACACCGGCACUCACACGCAGUUUUUCGACAAGUUCAACAUCCGAUAUGAGAUCUUCCAGAUCAUCAAAUGCAUCUGGCCAAACACCUUGUACCGGAACAAGCUGUACAACCAGUCCAAGAAGAACCUCGACUUCUUCGUUCGCUUUGUGAAUUUGCUCUUGAACGACGUGACCUUCGUGCUCGACGAGUCGUUCGGUGCGUUCAUUACCAUCCACAAAACCCAGACGGAGCUGCGCCUUGAAGGAGCGACCAUGGAUCCUACCACGCGUCAGCAAAAGGAGGAAAAUCUGGCCUCUGCCCAGCGGAAUGCGAAGUCCUACAUGCAAUUAACCAACGAGACGGUUUCUAUGCUGAAGCUCUUCACCGACGCCUUGGCGGAGUCGUUCACGAUGCCUGAAAUCGUCCAGCGAUUGGCAGACAUGCUGGACUAUAACCUGGAUGCCAUGGUGGGUCCCAAGAGUUCCAGUUUGCGUGUGGAAAAUCUCCAGGAUUAUGGAUUCAACCCGCGAGCAUUGUUGAGCGAGAUCGUCGAUGUGUACCUGAACCUAAUGAGCAAGGAGAGUUUCAUCGUUGCCGUGGCUCGAGAUGGACGGUCUUACAAGCCGGCGAACUUCGAAAAGGCCGUGGAGAUCUUGCGCAAAUGGUCUCUCAAAUCUCCUGAAGAACUCAAACGGUGGGACAAACUGCUGUUUAUGGUCAAAGAGGCCAAGGCGGUCGACGACCAAGCGGAAGAGGAUCUUGGAGAAGUUCCUGAUGAAUUUUUGGAUCCUCUCAUGUAUACCCUUAUGGAAGACCCGGUCAUCCUGCCUGGAUCGCGAGUAUCCAUUGAUCGCUCGACCAUCCGGUCUCACUUAUUGAGUGAUCCCCAUGACCCGUUCAACCGAGUUCCGCUCAAGAUGGAGGAUGUCACGCCAGAUACGGAACUUAAGGCUAAAAUCGAGGCAUUCAAGGCGGAGAAGCUGGCCGAGCGGAGAACGGCAAGGGCACAGGGCGCACCCGAGUCAAUGGACACAUCUACAGGCUAA
Aspergillus affinis is the source of this 4290-nucleotide messenger RNA. RefSeq names its product ubiquitin-ubiquitin ligase UFD2. Bases 1 to 4290 code for a protein of 1429 amino acids. Gene Ontology annotation, molecular function: ubiquitin-ubiquitin ligase activity. Lineage: Eukaryota; Fungi; Ascomycota; Eurotiomycetes; Eurotiales; Aspergillaceae. The transcript has 10 exons. Gene Ontology annotation, biological process: protein polyubiquitination. Gene Ontology annotation, cellular component: cytoplasm; ubiquitin ligase complex; nucleus. The record is from RefSeq and is a predicted model, not a curated record.